ACAAAAGCUGCAUGCUAUGAGAAUCAACAAAAUGACAGCUGUCAAAAUGACAUUCAUUGAAAGUUAAUUUUUUGCUGUUCUUUUCCGGUAAAAUCUUCCGCCAUGGGUCGUGUAAGAACCAAGACUAUCAAGAAGGCCGCCAAGGUCAUCAUUGAGAAAUACUACACCCGCUUGACUUCGGAUUUCCAUACCAACAAGCGUAUCUGUGAAGAAGUCGCCAUUAUCCCAACCAAGCCCUUGAGAAACAAGAUUGCCGGUUAUGUUACCCAUUUGAUGGGCCGUCUCCGCCACUCUCAAGUGCGUGGUAUUUCCAUCAAAUUGCAAGAAGAAGAACGUGAACGUCGUGAUAACUAUGUUCCCGCUGUUUCUGCUUUGGAACAAGAUAUCAUUGAAGUCGAUCCUGAUACCAAGGAGAUGUUGAAGUUGUUGGACUUCCACAACAUCCGUGGUCUUCAAUUGACAAAUCCCUCUACCAACACAUACAACCGUAGAAACUAGAUAUU
Molecule: messenger RNA, 503 nt
Organism: Musca vetustissima
Lineage: Eukaryota; Metazoa; Arthropoda; Insecta; Diptera; Muscidae
Gene: RpS17
Product: small ribosomal subunit protein eS17
Exons: 3
Coding region: 103-498 (131 amino acids)
Biological process (GO): translation
Cellular component (GO): ribosome
Molecular function (GO): structural constituent of ribosome
Source: RefSeq, a predicted model, not a curated record